UUCUCGGAAGAUCUCGCGAGAUCUUUGUUGUUGUAGUUGGUAACGAACCAACAUGGAGGACCUCGACAGACGCAAAAUGUGUCGAUUAGUGCAUGUUCUAUAGACUCCCAUUAUUAUACAGCAAUGGAUAUUCAUAAUAUGCUAACAUAGCACAGACCCAAAGCCGGUUAGCAAUUCACAAUGACAUGCAACUGGCAAAACGACGAUUAUUUUUCGAUGCUCAUGAGCACCGAUAAAAAGGCUCAUGUUGCACUGGAAAUGCUCGUUGAUGAUUUACAUGGAGAUAAAGAACGAACGGUGCAUAAAUUUUUGGGUCAUUCUGGUGCUGAAGAUUUUCUUUAUGGCCUUGUUAGACUACUGGGAAGUGAAAAUCCAAGGGUGGCAGGCAAUGCAGCGUACAUUAUUGGAACUGUUGCGGAGUCAGAGAUGGGCUGUUACCGCAUCCUGGGUUUGGCCAAAGGUCAGCAGGCGGAGAGGAAUAUACUCGCAGACUUGACACGCAUGCUGACUUUUGAUGACUCUGAGAGUGUUAUGAAUGCUGCUGGGACUAUGGGGACAUUGGCUGAGAGCUAUGAAGGUCGAGAGUGGAUACUUGCAGAUCCGUGUUUAAGUGAAACAUUAAAUCACAUCACAACACUUUUACAAGCUGAAAAUCUUUGGACAGCCAGCAAUGCAGCUUUAGUUCUUGCCAGAUUAGCGAUAUCAGAAAAUGGUUGUACUGCAGUCCUGGAGCAUGAACAUUCACAAUAUAUCCUCUCUAAACUAGUCCAGUCGCUCGGCGUGGAUGAAGCAGGCCGAGGAAUGAAUGCUGCUUUUGCAAUAGGUCGCCUUUGUGAUAUGGAAGUUGGUAGAAAAAGAUUAUUAAUGUUGUCAGAUUCUGAAAGAAUGCUGUCUUCCCUGGCUAAGAUGCUGAGUUGUGAUGAUACAGGUGCUAGUAAAAAUGCUUGUUUUGCCCUCAGUUGCCUAGCAACAAAUGCCGAGGGUCAUGCAAGACUCUUAAAAAAUAUUCAUUCAGACAGUAUAUUACGUACACUUGCUGAGCUUUUGAGUGCUGAAGAUAGUGAAACUGGAUGGUUUGCUGCAAUGACACUGAGAACUUUAGCUAGUCAACCCAGAGGAUGUCUUAGAUUGAGAGACCACCCUCAAAUCAUACCAGCCUUACAGGCGGUAACCAAAGGACCAAAUUUGAACAGUGAUUUGCAAGAGGAAGCUGCCAUUACGUUGGAAAUUCUCAAGAGAUUAGAUAAACCUUCUCCACCCACCAUUGAAGUGAUUGGACACAACUCCAUAAAGGCUACAUGGGAAGCUGUUCCUACUAAAAGUGGGUUCACAGUUAGAUACCAGCUGUUUGAUUCUAAUGCCAACAAAUGUGUUUACACUGGUAAAGAUACUUGAUAUUUUUUUUGCUCUCAAUACACUUAUAAACUCAGGGAUGAAACGGUGACCAUUGUCACAGAGGAAAAUGUUCCUACUGCUCCUAUGAAUUUACGUGUGUUAGGCUGUACAAUAACACAGCUAAAAGUAGGCUGGGAUCCUCCAGAACAGCUGAAUGGAACAUUUAAAGGAUAUUAUAUUUAUUUAGAUGACAAACAGAUAGAACAUACUCAGGAACUUAUUUCCAUAUUGACAGGACUGGCUGCCAGUACAUCAUAUCAAAUAGAGGUUUGUGCAGCCACCAGUAAAGGAAAGGGAGAGAAAUCAUAUAUUGUGGGAACAACUUCUGAAAUAGGUGCACAUGCCCCCUCAAAGCCCCAUGUUCAAGUGCUAGGGAGAAAUGAGCUCCACAUUACUUGGGAACCCCCUGAGGUGCCCCUAGGGAGGAUUACAAGAUACGACCUUCUUAUGAACGGGAAGAUCAUAUACUCUGGGACUGACCUCAGCUAUCCGGUCCGGAGACUGACCCCCGAUACAGAAUACUCAUUUGUGGUUGUUGCAUUGACAAGUGAAGGGAAGUUUGACAGCAAAGUUACAAAGAAACGGACAGCUAAAGAUGAAUAUGACUCUAACCGCCCCCCACUGUACCAAACGCCAAGCAGCCAGUGGCAAGGUAAGAAUUACUCAUUACUGCUGCCAAGGUUUCAGAGGAAUUCCUUCAUAAUGCAAGUUUAAACCAUAUUUUCAUAGCAUCGUUCCAUAACGCCCGGGAAUCUGAGAAGCAAAACACCUGCUGAACAAGUAACCCUGGCAACCAGACCUGUCUCAGGUAGUAGCUGUGCCUCAACGAUCCCAGAAAAAGAAAGUAAAGAAAAUCGUGAAACCGAGCAAAAAGAAUCUUCAAGAACACCUGAAACACAUCACAUCACCCCAGAGAGAGCUCCCACAAAGUCUGCACCCGUUCAUGCUGUUCAUUUCCGAGAAAAUCAUCAUCAACCUGUUCAAAGAAACCCCUCAUCCAAACCUGAACGUCUUUCUCAUGUCAACAAAAUGUUUCCGUUAUCUGUAUCCUAUGUAUCCAUUCAGGGGGAGGGUGCAAAAGAUAAAGAAGAUAAAAAACUAUUUUAUAAAUCUGGAACAUUUAUCGAAAAUUCCAACUCCACAUCCAUGCAUGGCUUGAAGGUGGAGAGAUCUCGAACUACAAUGCAUAGCAGUCAUGUGAGAAGACGUGCUAAAGUAAUAGAAAACAAUGGACCCAUUAAUCCAAAUUUAAUUAAUCAAGAUUAUCGCAAUACUUUGUUAGGAAAAACAUCUGAAGCAUUGCAACCCAAACCUGCACAGGAUAUUCAGUUUAAUCUAACUUCUCAUCAGAUAGAGAGCACGAAACAGCCAACUCAGAACUCUAGUGAAAAGCAGCAAGUCUACAGUGAACCAGCUUCUAGUAAACAAAGAAUGUCUCCCGUAAUGUCCCAGAAUCCACCCAAGUCAGAAAAUGUGGCGUUCAAUAAUCAGCGACCGAGAGGAAGUAAGGAAAAGCCGAGUAAAGAAUUGUUUCUUCCCAAACCUGUGUUACCUAGUCAGCAGUAUUUGGAGGGUAGGACACAUGGUCUUUCCACCCCUUAUGGUUCUAGAUCCCUCCCCAGUCCCAGGUCACUUUAUCCUCAGAAAGAGGCCGAGACCACAGAACUGGAGAACCAGCAAAGAAAAAGCAGUUCGGGAAGUACAAACAAUCAGUUGUUCCUUGCGGAACACCCCCACGAUUGUUCUUACUUCUUAACUAUGCAGGAACACCGAGGCAAUAGUAACGUCAGUGUGCACAGAAUUAGCUCUGUCCAGCCGCAGACAGAGAGAACAAACCAGAGAUUCUCCCUUCCCAACAUUCCUCAGCAACGAAGUUCCAGAUCUUUCCGUAAAGUCAGCAAGAAUCACUCGCCCGAAUCCGUGCCUUCUAUGCCCAUGGUACCUAGUGCUCAGACUUUCAACUUAGACAUUCCUGAAAACAAGUCAACCAUGACUACCUGGAAUCGGACCUUUAUUCCUAUGCAGCUUCGAACCCAACCUUCCAAUCUACCUCCUAGUCAACUCCAGAGAAUGAACACCACACUGGGUGAACAGUCUAAAGGUGUACAAUUUAAACGUGUUGAUGCCUUGGCCAGAAGUAAAACUGUGAUUGAUUUAAAGCAAAACCCAACAACCCUAGGUGAACAGGCAGAAAGAUUUCCAAUUACACACAGUGCUAAUAUCAAGGGCAGGGCAUCUCCACAUUUGAAAGGUAAAAACAAGAGCCUUAUGAGGUCCCCCAGUGCUCAUUACAAGGAACCAGACUCUGUGCUUCUAAAGAAAUCUUGGUCACUAGGCUCUUCACAUGAAGGGACACAACUCAGUGCUAGAUAGUCUGUGCUUUUUUUUUUGUAUAUCUUUGACAGUCAGAGGAGCCAUAUUGGAACAAAGUUUAUAGUUUUAUGUUAUGUAUAAAUAUGGAAGACUGCCAAAGAGGCGUACGUGAUAAUGUUGUCCAUUAGUAAUUAUUUCUUUUCAUUUUUAGGGAUUAGAGAAAA
Molecule: messenger RNA, 3932 nt
Organism: Saccostrea cuccullata (small rock oyster)
Lineage: Eukaryota; Metazoa; Mollusca; Bivalvia; Ostreida; Ostreidae
Exons: 24
Biological process (GO): protein phosphorylation; axon guidance; ephrin receptor signaling pathway
Cellular component (GO): plasma membrane; dendrite
Molecular function (GO): transmembrane-ephrin receptor activity; protein binding
Source: RefSeq, a predicted model, not a curated record